This is a messenger RNA of Meloidogyne enterolobii, 613 nucleotides long. NCBI's taxonomy places the organism in Eukaryota, Metazoa, Nematoda, Chromadorea, Rhabditida, Meloidogynidae. The record is from the annotation of a GenBank genome assembly.
UUUUGAUAAUUUUACAAAAAUCACCAAGAGAGCACUAAAUGUUAAAUCCCAAUCGUUGCAUCGUAGUUGUGUAUCCGCAAUUGUCGUACCGCCUUUAAUACCGCGUUUUGUCCGACCUUAUUUUUUCUGUUCGUGUCUUUUCCUUAAUACAUUUUGGCCUGUCACUUGUAUAAUCGAGAGUUUUUAACUCAACAUUCUGACAAUUUUUUACUCUGUAACCUAGUGUUUUUCCAAAUUUUAGCAGGUAAACGUGUUUUUAUGGCUUGGGCUGAUGGUCCAGGAUUGACUGUUGGUGUACUUGGCAGCCCUAAUAAAUUUACUGUUGGCUAUACAAAGAAUUUGGGUGGGGGAAAAUUAACCGUAUUAAUUGAUGGAACCAAAAAGGCUGAAGUUCGAACUGUACAUCAUCUAAACGAAAACAAUUAUCAAGUCGAGUUCGUUUUUUUUCGCUUAUACUAAUUUUGAUAACAAUUUAUAAAACUUUCCAAUUCAGAUACACAGUCCAAUCACCUGGUUUUUACACAAUCAAUGUCAAUUUUAUUGGUACUCCGAUCCUCGGAUCACCUUUUGAAGUCUUUGUCAACCGCUGCUCCAGCAUUCCUUCCACCUCUAC